This is a messenger RNA of Gossypium arboreum, 975 nucleotides long. RefSeq lists its product as uncharacterized. Gene Ontology annotation, molecular function: zinc ion binding; nucleic acid binding. NCBI's taxonomy places the organism in Eukaryota, Viridiplantae, Streptophyta, Magnoliopsida, Malvales, Malvaceae. The record is from RefSeq and is a predicted model, not a curated record. The coding region runs from base 1 to 975 and encodes 324 amino acids. The transcript has 3 exons.
AUGGAUCGGUGUGAUGGAGGGUUCGAUGGUGACCACUGUGAGACACCGGUGUCAUCUGUUACUAAGACUGGUGCUGAGUCUCAGGACCGUGCAGUUGGAGACGAUGCAUUGUCCCAGGCCAUGCUGCGAAUCCUGGAGAGGGUCGUUGGGGCUAAUGCUGGAUCUGGAGGCCAUAGGUCAAUUACGGAACGACUCCAAUCCAAUGGGGCUGAGGUAUUCAGGGGCAUCGCUGGAGUUGCUCCUAAUGUGGUUGAGUACUGGGUGGAGGCCACGGAGUGUAUUAUGGAUAAUCUGGAUUUUACUGCCGAGCAGAAGCUCAAGGGGGUUGUUUCAUUACUUCGCGAUGAAGCAUAUCAGUGGUGGCUGACGGUUAGGGAUGGCACUCAGCUUGAGAAGUCCAGUUACAUCGACGCUAGGAGGCAUGAGUUCUUGAAUCUUACUCAGGGAGAUCGUUCAGUGGCCAAGUAUGAGGCUGACUUUCUGAGGCUGAGCCGUUAUGCACAAGGCAUGCUGGCGACUGAGUAUGAGCACUGUGUUUAUUUUGAGGACGGCCUUAGGGAUAACUUGAGGGUCCUAAUAGCUCCGCAGAGGGAGCGUGAGUUUGCCGUGUUGGUCGAGAAGGCCAAGAUUGUGGAGGAGGUUAAGCGCGCUGAGUGCCAGAACCAUGAUAGAGGGAAGGCUAAGAGGGAUGUAGAGUCUUCGAACGCUGGGGUGAGGACUAGAAAAAAGGCCAGAUCUGAUGGGUCCGUGAGAGUUGGGCCUACUGUUGCACCUGUUGGGGUGGAGAUUUGUCAGCUUCGUAAUAGACUACAACCGGGCGAGUGUUGGAGGUCUACUGGAGCUUGUUUUAGAUGUGGGUCUUCUGAGCAUCGUGUUAAGGAUUGUCCAUUGAGGACUAAUCAGAUGCAAGCUCUGGCUACUGAGACUGCACAGCCACCGAGGGUAGUUCAGCAGCCACCUAAGGGCCGAGGUUAA